CCGGAUGCAAACAGACUGAGAACAGAGGGGUUUUCACAUCAGAGACACAGGUCACAUUUGGUGAAAGUUGAGAUUUCUUUUGUCACCUGUAACACUCUAAUUCCUAUAAAUGUUCCGUGGAGAACAUUCUGACUCACCAUCUGGUAUUGGGGUGGAAAGGGGCCAUUGCACAAGAUCAAACUUUGUUGCAGAAACUGAUAAAAUUAGUCUUCUCCAUCAUGGGUACCAGUCUCUGUAGUCUCCAAGACAUCUUCAUGGAGCAGUGCCUUUGGAAAGCAGUGUCCAUCAUUGUGGAUCCUCACCACCCCGAACGUGCCCUCUUCUCGUGAUUACUGUAGGGAAGGAGGUACGGAAGCCUGAAGGCACUCACUCAGUGAUUCAGGAACAGCUGCUUCCCCUAAAUAACAUGAUUCCUUACUGGACAGUGAACCCAUGAACAGUAACUCACUACUUUUUAAUCUCUGUAUUUUUUGCAUUACUUAUUUUACAUUAAUCAUUUAAUAGACAUCUAUGUAAUUACUGUCAGUUUUUCCCCUUACAUCUAUUUAAUGAUUAAUAUCCCAUUAAUGUGGUCACCCAUUUCUUAUCCCUUAGUUCCACCCUUAUAGCUUCAGUAGUCGAGCUCUCCGGCCUGUCCUGUUGGAACACUGCUGUGACAAUUUCCCUGACUAGUAAUGUCACCUCUCCCCCUUUAAUCCCCCUGGUCGGUCGUGUCUGAAACAAUGGAUCCCCACAACAUUGAGCAGCCAGUCCUGAUCCUCCUGCAAUCAAGUCUCAGUAAUGCUACAGUCAUAAUUCCACGUGCUGAUCCAUGCCCUGAGCUCAUCUGCCUCUCCUAUAAUACUGAUUGCAUUGAAAUAUACACAACCCAGAACAUUAGUCCCACCGUGCUCAACCUUCAGUUCCACACCUCCACAGUAGUUUAGCCAAGGGUGAGAUGCCAGAGGACUGGAGGAUAGUUAAUGCUCUAUUGUUCAAGAAAGACUCUAAGAACAAUCCAGGUAAAUUACAGGCUGGUGAGCCUGACAUCAGUAGGAGCUGACAUUGGCUUAACGUGAGAGGACAGAGAGUAGUGGAAGCUGGUUGUCUCUCUACUAGAGGCCUGUGACUCGUGGUGUCCACAGGGAUCAGUGCUGGGCCCGUUGUUUGUCAUCUGUAACAACAAUCUGCAUGAUACUGUGGUAAACUGGAUCAGCAAUGUUGCUGCUGACCAGGAUUGUGUGUGUAAUGGACAGCGAGGAAGCUAUCAAUGCUUGCAGUGGGAUCUGGACCAGCUGAGAAAAGGGGCUGAGAAAGGGCAGAUAGAAGUUAUUGCAGAUGGGGAUGAGAUGUAGAAGUUGGGAGGACAAACCAGGUUAAGACUCACAUCGUGAAUGUUAGGGCUCUGAGGUGUACGGUAGAACCACGGGACCUGGAAAUACAGAUCCACAUUUGCUUGAAAGCAGCGUCACAGGUAGAUAGGUUGUAAAGAGAGCUUCAUAAAUCAGGCAUUGGGUAAGGAGUUGGGAUGUUAUGUUGAAGUUGUAAAAGAUAUUAGUGAUGCUGAUUUCAAAGUUAUGUGUAAAGAUAUCAAUUAUCUUGAAAGAGUGCAUAGAAAAUUUACAAGGAUGUUGCUUGGAAUUGAGGACAUGAGUUACAGGGACAGUUUGAAUCCAUUAGGAAUUUAUUCACUGGUGUGUUUAGUGGGAACGAUGAAAUAUUUAAGAGGAACCUGAGGGGGAACUUCACUCAGAGGGUGGUGUGUGUGGAACGAGCUGCCAACGGAAGUGGUAGAUGUAAAUUCAAUUGUAACAUUUAGGAAAAGUUUGGAUAGGUGGAUGAGAUGAGAGAGGUCUGGAGGGCUGUGGUCUGGGUGCAGAGAGAUGGGAACGAGGCAGAGGAGCAUGGCAUGGACUAGAUGGGCCGAAGUUCUUGUUUCUAUGCUCCAUGACUCUAUGACCAACACCCCCCAUACAAUAAAUAUCAAUGUGCCAUUUGCCUUCCUAACUAUCUACAAGCAUCUUUGCAUCUUCCAUAAAAUUCUCUCUAAAUUCCUUCUCCAUUACAGACUCUGCACACGGUCCACUCCCCGUUACUGACCCAUUGCCAACCUCACCGGGGGUUUAUCCUGUGUCCACUCCUCCUCUAAUGUCUGCUGUCCAUUACAGACAAUCUACACCUUCCACUCCACAAUACUGACCCAUUAUAAACCUGGCGACAGUAAUCCUGUGACUAUUUCCUCUCCAGCACGUGGGUCCAUUCCUGUUCCUCUGCUCAAUACUGACCCAUCACUGUGGUUGUUAGAGGAAGCUCACUGACGGGGAACAAUAGGCUCUUCAUUACAGAGCCUCAGGCUAGAUGAUGUUUGUUUGCUUUGCAUACUUUUUCCAAUCAUACAUCAACUGUUCCACCGCCCCGCGCUGGCUUCAUUGCUUCGAGAAGCCGGUGUGGAAAGUAGUCGUUGACCUGUUGCUGCGUCUGACACCACUCACAGCAGAGAGUGAGGAGGUUGUAGGUGGUCCCAUCUCCCUCCAGUUCACCCAGCAACACCUCAUUGGGAGUCACACAAUGUCACCGGCUGAACUGAGGGUUGUGCUGCUGAUCCUGGGUUUUCUGGUCACAGACUCCACACUCGGUGAUCCGUGUGUAAACCACACCGUCCUGGAUCAGCCCUGGAGGAGCACGGAUUGUUCCAACACUGAGUGUACUGGUGGACAAUGGAUGGAUGAUGGAAAUCUUGAAGUGGGAUGGUACAGAUUUAACAGUUCUGGAGGAUGGAAGAUUCCCGAGACGGUCGUUCCACGAUAUCACUGCUCCGGGGACUACCCAGGCUGGUUAAACGGUCCCCAUCCCAACGUGGGAGAGGGGGAGGUGAGCAGGACCGUCUGCUUUGCUUCUAGUGGAUCCACCUGUCACUGGAGACUUUGGAUCAAUAUGAAGAACUGCUCCGGUUUCUUUGUGUAUCGGCUGUGGCAAACAGCCUGGAGUAACGCUGUGUUCUGUACAGACCCUCUGUCGGACACAACUCAGGAACACCAGGGAUCGGUGACUGGAGAGCCUGCUCCAGGGUUGACCACCAGCUCAGCAGGGUCUGUGAGCUCAGUCACAGACUCCACACUCGGUGAUCCGUGUGGAACCCACACCGUCCUGGAUCAGCCCUGGAGGAGCACGGAUUGUUCCCACACUGAGUGUACUGGUGGACAAUGGAUGGAUGAUGGAAAUCUUGAAGUGGGAUGGUACAGAUUUAACAGGUAA
Hypanus sabinus (Atlantic stingray) is the source of this 3234-nucleotide messenger RNA. RefSeq lists its product as uncharacterized. Lineage: Eukaryota; Metazoa; Chordata; Chondrichthyes; Myliobatiformes; Dasyatidae. The record is from RefSeq and is a predicted model, not a curated record. The transcript is spliced from 7 exons. Bases 2338 to 3234 code for a protein of 298 amino acids.